GAGGAGAGGAGGAAGGAGGAGAGGAGGAAGGAGCUCCUUUGACAGCGGCUGCUGCUCCUAUUUCAACCGUUGUGGAGCCAAAAAGCAAAAAAUACCCAAAAUAUCUGCCUUUGUGGAGUUUGGACGCAUGCAGGACAGAGUAUAUGAAGGAGGACAAGAUGAACGUGGAGGCUCUAAGCAGAACCGAGCUGCUGACACUCCUGAGUGUCUUGGAAGGAGAGCUGGAGGCCCAAGAGGUGGUCAUUCAUACCUUUCAAGCUCAAAACAAAGAUGCUUUCAUCCAGGAUCGUUACGGCCGCUAUGACCUCAGCGAUCCAUUUCUGGCCCUGCAACGGGACAACGAAGCAGCACAGAACCAAAGCACGCAUGCCCGGACUCGUACUCACAUGCACGGACAGGCAGUGGCCCCAAACCCUUUAGGUGUCCUCAAACUGGUCAUGGUUCACUGCAGGAAAAUGCAGGAAAGGAUGAUGAGACAGUUGGCAGCGACUGAGAGCAGACACAAAAGAGUAAGAGACUAUUCACACCCAUUUUUAAACGCUUUUGUUCCCUUUUUCACGCAUAUAAUGUUAUCCAUUUGUGUUGAACAGAUGAUAGCUGAUCUAGAGGAGGAGAAACAGCGACAGGCUCGGGAAUCUGUACAGAGUGAUAAUUUCUCGUCGCUACUGCAAACAGAGAGAGACAAACUUCUGCAACAGCUUGAAAUUGAGCGAGCGUCAUUGCAGCGACUCGAGAGGGAACAGGCUCAGGCGGUGUUCCAGGCAGAGGAGCAGAAGCAGCUUUCAUCAACUCUCACCUCGGAGCUUCAGAAGGCCGGCAGCCGAGCCGAGGAGGAGGCACAGAAGGCCUCAAAGCUCCGUACUUUGCUUCAAGAAGAGACAGACAUUGUGGAGAAGUUAAAAGGUCUUCUUGAAGAUGAAAAAGGCAGGACGACGGAACUCAAAGCUCAGUCCGAUAGGAAUCUUGCUGAUUUUGCUGCAGAGCGACAGCAAUUGAAAGUCAGGCUAAGUGAGGAAGAAGAAAAGAGCAAGGAACUGAGGAGAGAACUGGAACAUCUCAAAAAAAUAUUGGGUGAAACCAAUGACUGCAGAGAACGAUCAAAGGAAACUGGGAUGGAUGUAAAAGACUCAAACUCAGUCGUGACUCCAUCUGCUCACACGGAACCUGAUGGAAAACCUCAGAAAAUGUCCCUAGCGUCAAAAGUCAAUGGCCACCACCUUCUCAAAGAAACGGAGCUAACUCAAGAAGGGGGAGGAUCGGAAAACACAGGGGUGAUGGAAAACGGGGGAGGAGUAAGCUUACAUUCACCUCUUCAUCCUCAUCCUCACUCUCCUUCCAGCACCACCUCCUCGUCUCCUAUCUCCUCGCCAGUAUUGUCCAAACGUCUCACCAGCCCAGGUUUCCAUCAGUCCUCCUACCAGGCCGGAGUCAAUCAGCGUUUCCACGCCGCCAGACACAAGUUCCAGUCCCAGGCUGAACUGGAGCAACAACAACAGCACGGUGGCCCCCUUUCCCCCAGGGACCUCUCCCCCACCGCGUCUUCCCACCCGCCCCCACCGGAGCACAGCGCAGCCAAGCAGCUGGCCCGCAACACGGUCACGCAGGUUCUGUCCCGCUUCACCAGCCAGCAAGUCGGCGUCAAGCUGGUACCAAUCAGCAGUUCCCCGUUCGGUACGGACUACCGAAAUUUAGCCGCUUCACCUCCGGGAGCGAGAUCUCCUUCCGGGCCUCUUUCUCCGGGAAUUUGCUCCCCUCUCACCGCUCGAUCAGAGAGGACUCAUCCUCCUCCAAUUCCUCCCAAGAAACCAGGCAUGAGUCCGACCCCGGGUUCACCAAGUCCUUUUGCCCGAAUCAGCCAUUUUCCAGAGCUGUCAGGGAACUGCGGACCCAGCAACGGUGGAAAGGAAGGAGCAACAGAAACGGACCUGGUGGUAUCUCCUAGCAGUUAACCUUUUGUAAAAAAAAAACACACAAUUUAGUUUCUUUAUACAAGGCAGUCUUUCCGAACUUUGGACAAAAAUUGGACUUAAUAGAUGAAUAGUAGUUCCUAGAAUGAUAAUAACUGAAACAAAUCCACAAAACAUCACAAUGUUUUGUUUUAAAUAAUAUUGCUGUUUAAAGACAUUACACUGUAAAUUAAAUGCUGAGUAUGAUUGCAAGGACUUUGGACUAUCCAGGAUCUGCAUUCUAUCCAGGGAAAACGUACUUUUAGCCAAAUCUAAACAUUUAUAUACAUAAAUAUCUAUCACAUUAUUUACAUUGUAUUUUGUCAUUUUAAGAGAGCACACUAGAUUUUGAUUUGGGUGAUUUCAUGUGUUUACAACAAUGGCUUAUUGAUGGCGUUGCAACCAAGAACACUUGCAGGGGUUCAAUGUUCCUUGGACAAAUCAAGACAAUUAGAGCACUCAGGAAUCAGAUGCACAACAAAUUUUAGUAGGUGAGCUAACAUUAUUGAAUGUUUUCACUAAUAAUUCACAAAAAACUGUAAAUAAACUACGCUUCUGUGGUCA
Doryrhamphus excisus (bluestripe pipefish) is the source of this 2510-nucleotide messenger RNA. NCBI's taxonomy places the organism in Eukaryota, Metazoa, Chordata, Actinopteri, Syngnathiformes, Syngnathidae. The record is from RefSeq and is a predicted model, not a curated record.